Molecule: messenger RNA, 1111 nt
Organism: Fomitiporia mediterranea MF3/22
Lineage: Eukaryota; Fungi; Basidiomycota; Agaricomycetes; Hymenochaetales; Hymenochaetaceae
Exons: 4
Coding region: 111-644 (177 amino acids)
Molecular function (GO): sphingosine-1-phosphate phosphatase activity
Source: RefSeq, a predicted model, not a curated record
ACAUCAUGACGAUCUUCCGCGCCUCUCCCCUGGCCUUUUAAUCUCCCUGGAAACUACAACAAUCACGCUUAAUUACUUAGACUAUUUACCACUUAGAGCGACGGAAGUACAUGGACAACAAUGACAGCGUUAUUCGACGAUGGGUGUUUGAGGAGACAAAUCUCAUCGUUACAUCGUUAACUGCGUGCUGUGUACUCUACACUCGCUCGGCGGGCGUUGCUUACUUCGCGGCAGGCGCCGUCUGCUGCUCGCUCUCCGUCAAAGUCAUCAAACGCUUCAUUCGCCAGCCUCGGCCUCUACAUCCCACAUCAAAGAAGAAAACGUACGGCAUGCCCAGCACACACUCCGCCACAAUCUCUCAUUUCGGCGUCUACAUCCCGCUCGCAUGUUUCUACCUCCCUCUCCACCCAUCCUUCCCACAAUCACAAUACACUCGAAUCAUCCCACCAUUCAUCGUCAUUCCCUGGGCUAUAGGAAUAAUUCGUUCGAGAAUCUGGUUGGGUCAUCAUACGUGGCAACAAUGUGCUGUUGGGUGUUUGUACGGGAUUAGUUUUUCGUUGGUUUGGUUUGCACUUUGGGUGAAUGGUGUGAAUAAGUAUGGGCGGAUUGUUGAAGAGGAGGUUAAUAGACUUAUUCCUUGGUAGAAUUUACUCCGUAGCACAUACAUACAUACGUAGAUAUCUUCUUUUGCAUACAUACCCUUCAUCCCACACAUGUACCCAUACCUACAACUUAAUCACUAACGCACCAUCAUCCCUAUACCUCUCAACCCACCCUUUAAUCCCACCUUCAAGGUACAAACCCUUACUCCUCGUAACAGCAAUACCCUUCUCAUUUAACGCGUCCUGGUAGUACGCCGCCACCUUUCUCCCACGCGACAUUGCAGACCCGCACGAUUGGCAGUGGAAGAUCACGAGUGGGAUAUUAGAGAGUAUGGAUACCACACCAGCUCGAGUGGGGUAGAAAGAGUGUGCGGGGAGGUUGAUCGCGCCGGGGAUGGCGUAGUCCUAUCAAAGUAUCAUUCCUAUUAUCAGAUAGGUUCUGUUAGUGAGUUAUGGCUGGUCUGGCUCAACCUCGAAAUCCGUCCGACGGACAUCGACUACGAUAUAAU